UGUAUGUAUGUAAAAUGUUUAUUGUCUUACAUAAUUUUAACGAUGUAGCUAUAACCCAGUACGACACUGCAGUUAUGUGGAGAGUGGCUUUGGGCUAUUUUCUAUUAAACAUUUUACAUUAUGCAACGCAUAGCGAGGCUUACCUCGUUGGAGCUGGGUUAAACGUCCGUUUUGCCCAAAUGCUCCAAAGCGACACCAAAUACAAAGUCCUAAGGGAAGAGAUGAUAAAGGCGAACACCCGCAACUUGGCCUACCACUGCCGUGCGGACAAGGGCGACUGCGAUGCGGCCCUCGCGAAGAUGCGCUACAAAGCCAGCAAGCACUUCUACGCGCUGUCCAAAGCUGUUGUUGACUAUGUGAAGAAUAGAAGGCAAGCGCGCCCUACAGGUUACGUUGGCACAGCAACAUUCUGCCAAGACAACAUCUGUGUGCCGGACACCGACCCGCCCAUCGUGUACGGAGGCUGCUUCACGCUCAUCUCCUGCGGCGGCAACCAGACCUGGCACCUCGACCCUGUGCUCUAUAAGAAGAAGAAAAACAAAUAUUACUGAAUUUACUU
Molecule: messenger RNA, 559 nt
Organism: Maniola jurtina (meadow brown)
Lineage: Eukaryota; Metazoa; Arthropoda; Insecta; Lepidoptera; Nymphalidae
Exons: 4
Coding region: 15-551 (178 amino acids)
Source: RefSeq, a predicted model, not a curated record